GGUGACCAUAGGAUGUGGUCUGGCAGCGAACUUUGCUUGCGAUCUGGUCAUUGCAGCUGCCAAUAUUUAUUACCUGAACAUUCGGCGAACACCGUCUCAAAGGAUGGACAAAGCUAUCAAGUUGCUGAUCGCAUACACCUUGAACACAUGUGCUCUUGCAACGGUGUUCACGCUCGUAUGUCUUAUUACGUGGUUGGCAUGCCCCGGCCUCGUCCAUGCUGCCCUUGAGUUCACCUUGGCGCAACUUUACCCAUGCACCCUUCUUUCCCUCCUCAACUCGCGAUGGAGCAUUCGGCGGGCCUUGGAAGGACAGACAGACACGGAUGCCGGCAAAGGCGAGCUCUAACGGAUGGGAUUCAUAUGACAAAAUUCAUAGGCAUGCGGACUUAGACUGGCUCGGACUGUUGGACAUGUGUUCAAGUGUAGCGAUGGAAGUACUGUCAGGUACCGUAUUUAUCCCGGGUCCGGUUCAACGCUGUAUCAUCUGCUUUAUACUCGACAAGACAUUAUUGAGGUUUGGUAACCU
This is a messenger RNA of Rhodofomes roseus, 526 nucleotides long. RefSeq lists its product as uncharacterized. Bases 104 to 346 code for a protein of 80 amino acids. Lineage: Eukaryota; Fungi; Basidiomycota; Agaricomycetes; Polyporales; Fomitopsidaceae. The record is from RefSeq and is a predicted model, not a curated record. The transcript is spliced from 7 exons.